GGAAUAUAUAGAGCGGAAAGUGAAGUUGGUCCACAUUUUAACGCUGACUGCGGAAACUGUUGUUAAUCCCACCACUCCUCAUAGGCUAUCAAGAACAUCGCAAUGUAGGCCUUCACCCAUGGUGAAUAAGUAUCCAAACAGAAGGCGCUCCAAGUCACGUGAACAGUGUAAGCUGGAGGCAGAAAACAUCUGAUGAGGUCGAUCAUUUUGGUGAAGUAUAUAUUGCGGGAGGCAUUUUCCUUGACAACAUGGCAGUGGUAGUGCAUGAGCUGGAUGUACCGCGCCGAAAUAACUGCUGUUCGGCUGAGUUUGCCUGUCCGCACUUCACGCUUGAACACGACAAUCCCGUGUUGUUUCUACAACCUCAGGUGAGAAAGUUCCACAUCUCAUAUGUAAUCUACCGUUGCCUGGCGGCUUUGUAUUUCAUCAUCAUCUUCAUCUAUAACGUCUCCACGUACGAGCAUGGCGCCAAAUACCUCAUCUUUAUCUCCAACUGGUCGUACAUUACUCUGACCUUGCACCUGGUGAUACUGGCUCUUACCUCCACGACAUCGUAUCUCAAGUUUAAAAGAGAAGCAGGGUAUGCUACAAGUGCCUGCAACUCACAUAUGCACGGUUAUCUGAAACUUUCCUGGGCAUUGUUUAACAUAGCCACGAACAGCGCGCUGUGUAUGAUGGUUUUGUACUGGAUUCUGGUCUACAGAGCGGAGACAACCAAACUCAACAUUACGACCGUCAGCGCUCAUCUCUUGAACGCCAUGGUGGUUCUUGUCGAUCUGUUCGUCGUCGCCAUACCAGUCCGUUUACUGCACAUGUACAUACCAAUGGUUUAUGCAACAGUUUAUUUGAUAUUUGCCCCAAUAUACUGGGCCGCAGGGGGGUCGAAUACAGCGGACGAAUACAAUCAUAUAUGCUCGCCGAUGGAAUAUACGAAUAUACCCGAAGUCGCUGCGGCGGAGUCGAUUGCGAUAGUUGUGCUAGUGAUUCCUCUAAUGCAUUCGGUUGUGUUCUGUCUGUAUAAAUUGCGCCUAUGCAUUUACGGUGUUGCAGGAGUGGAGUACAUUUUACAAAAUCAAACUCAGCAGCAAGAUGCGUUGCCUCAACAGGCGUCUGUAGCAGUUAAUGCCAAAGAAAGGGCGACUUUUGACCAUACACCCAUAAUUGUCUAAUGAAAACUGGUAGACUUCUUGCAAAUCCUAUUUAUA
Lingula anatina is the source of this 1205-nucleotide messenger RNA. RefSeq names its product protein rolling stone-like. NCBI's taxonomy places the organism in Eukaryota, Metazoa, Brachiopoda, Lingulata, Lingulida, Lingulidae. Gene Ontology annotation, cellular component: membrane. The record is from RefSeq and is a predicted model, not a curated record.